Molecule: messenger RNA, 2385 nt
Organism: Candida dubliniensis CD36
Lineage: Eukaryota; Fungi; Ascomycota; Pichiomycetes; Serinales; Debaryomycetaceae
Gene: PPR1
Product: Ppr1p
Exons: 1
Coding region: 1-2385 (794 amino acids)
Biological process (GO): DNA-templated transcription; positive regulation of transcription by RNA polymerase II
Molecular function (GO): DNA-binding transcription factor activity, RNA polymerase II-specific; sequence-specific DNA binding; zinc ion binding
Source: RefSeq, a predicted model, not a curated record
AUGUCUGAAUCACUGCCACCACCUCAAAAGAAACAUAAACCGACAUCAUCUAAAUUAACUCGAGCAAUAUCAGCAUGUAAACGAUGUCGAACCAAGAAAAUCAAAUGUGAUCAAAAAUUCCCUCAAUGUGGGAAAUGUGAAGCCAACGGAGUUGAAUGUAUUGGGGUUGAUCUGAUUACAGGUAGGGAAAUCCCACGAUCUUAUAUUGUUCAUUUAGAAGAAAGAGUAAAAUUUUUAGAAGAAAAAUUAAAGUUACAAGGUGAGAUAGGUGGCAUUGAUGAUGAUAUUAAUACCCCUGGUGGUAGUAGUAAGAAUGGUGAUGAAUUGGUAAGUGAUAAACCAAGUAUUAAAAAAGAAAAUCCUUUGAUUAAUAGUAAACAUGAUUCUAUUGCAUUUUCAAAACUCAUGUCUACUGCGGUUAGAGUACAAAAUAGAUUAUCUGAUCCAAAUAUUAAAACAGGCUAUCUUGGGCAAAAUUCGGCCCAUACCACAACUACUGACACUGGCAUUGAUGAUACUAAUUGUAGUAUUGCACCAGCAGUAUUACCACCUAAAUCAACGGCAAUGCAAUUUCUUCGAGUAUUUUUCCAUCAAUGUAAUUCUCAAUUACCAUUAUUCCAUCGAGAAGAAUUUUUACGAGAUUAUUUUAUUCCCGUAUAUGGAGAAUUUGAUGAGUCAAUAUCCCUUGCAUCGAAUACUACUAGUAUUAAUAAAUCAUUUUUCAAGAACAUGGAUAAGACGUCUUAUUGGUUCGACAUUUAUAAAUCGAAAAUUCAACAACUUUUAUCUGAAAGUUCUACAAAAGACAUUCAAUCAAUUGCUAAUAAUAUAAUCCCCCCCAUCAAAUAUCGGAAACCAUUAUACUUCCUUAAUUUAUUAUUUGCAGUAGCGACUCUGGCUAAUCAUUUACGAUAUCCCAUACAUAUUUCUGAAUCAUUUAGAUUGGCUGCAAUGAGAUUUUCUCAGGAUGUCGAUAAUUCGAUUGAUCCUUUGGAACAUUUACAAGGAAUAUUAUUAUAUGCUGGCUAUUCAAUCAUGAGACCAACAAAUCCUGGGGUAUGGUAUAUUAUGGGAGAAGCAUUACGAAUAUGUGUUGAUUUAGAUUUACAAAAUGAAUUGAAAACAAAAUCAAAACAAAAUUUCAAUAUUGAUAAUUUUACAAGGGAUAAACGACGUCGAAUAUUUUGGUGUUGUUAUUCAAUGGAUCGACAAAUAUGUUUUUAUUUAGAUCGACCAUUUGGUAUACCAGAUGAAAGUAUUAAUACUCCAUAUCCUAGUGUUUUAGAUGAUUCCAAAAUUAUCCCCAAUGAUAAUACCACUGAUUAUUAUAAUUGUGGGGAUGAUGAUGAAAAUUUUAGUUAUAAAAAUGUUUCAAUUAGUUUUUUUAAAAUUAGAAAGAUACAAAGUCAAGUAACAAAAAUCUUGUAUACUAAUGCUGAAAUUCCUCGAGAAUAUAAAGAUUUAAAUCAUUGGAAACAAUCAAUUAUCUUACAAUUAACUCAUUGGAAACAAGAAUUAUAUUCCGAUUCAACCAUGAAACGAAUGAAUUGUGAUUUUAAUAAUAUUUUUUUCCAAUUAAAUUAUCAUCAUACAUUAUUAUACAUUCAUGGAUUAAGUCCUAAAAAUUAUAAAUUAUCAUUAAUUGAUUAUGAAAAUUUAACUAAUUCUUCAAUUCAAGUGAUUAAUUGCUAUACAGAAUUAUUGAAAACUAAAAGUAUUAAUUAUACUUGGGCUGGAGUUCAUAAUUUAUUUAUGGCAGGGACAUCAUAUUUAUAUGCUUUAUAUAAUAGUAAGGAAAUUCGAUUAAUUAAUUCAAUUGAGCAAGUUCAAAAUAUUACUAAUAAUUGUUUAUUGGUAUUACAAUCAUUGAUUGGCCGUUGUGAUGCUGCAAAUUAUUGUUGUGAAAUUUUCCAUAAUUUAACCAUGAUAAUAUUAAAUUUGAAAUAUUCCCCAGAUAAUAAGGGUUUAAUUACUUCCACUACUACUACCAUCAACAACCCUUCUUCUGCAUCAAAAGUUUCGCGAGAAAGUCUUUAUCGAAUUAAUAAUGGUAAUGUGCAUUCUAAUUUAUUUCAUUUAGUCACUGAAUUAGAUCAUUUAAACCCAUUAACAAAGGUUGUUAAUAGUAAUGAUCAAGAUAAUAUAAGCAAUGCUACUGAUGUUAUGUCAUCACCUUUAAUGGAUCCAUCAUUAUUACCAUUAAAUCAACAAACAAUAUUACAAUGGAAUGAUGAAGAUUUACAGAAUUUUUUAAAUGAAUUGAAUCAAUCUAACCAAUCAUCACCUAGUAAUUCAUCAAUUCGGGAUGAGAAAAAAACAUUUGAAUUAAUUCAUGAUAUGCCUAAUGAAAUAAUUUGGGAUGAAUUUUUCGCCAAUAAGCAAUGA